ACGUGAUUACUUCCUUUAUUACAACACGUGAAAAUGGCAACAUCUACAAAUCAAAACACUGAAAUGGAAUCGGUUUCACAAGAAAAAGACGAUGGAUUUAUACCAAGAAAGACAAAAUCAAGAAAAAGGAAAUUACAGAAAGAACAAUCAGACGAUCAACAGUCAAUGGAAACAUCAGAGUCUGCUCCUAAACGUCCAGUCUUUCCCCCUAUCAGUGGUGACAAAUUGACAGGUGGGAAAACAGAACUAAGAAAGAUUGCAGUUCCAGCAAACAGAUACACACCAUUGAAAGAUAACUGGAUGAAGAUAUUUACACCUAUAGUUGAACAUCUCCAUUUACAAGUCAGAUUCAAUCUUAAAUCAAGGAAUGUAGAAAUAAAGACGUGUAAAGAAACUAAAGAGAUAGGGGCAUUACAGAAAGCUGCAGAUUUUGUACGGGCAUUCACACUUGGUUUUGAUGUUGAUGACAGUUUAGCUCUUGUAAGAUUAGAUGAUUUAUACCUAGAAUCCUUCCAGGUACAAGAUGUCAAGCCAUUAAAAGGUGAUCACUUAGCCAGAGCAAUUGGUAGACUGGCAGGGAAAAAUGGAAAAACAAAAUUCACAAUAGAAAAUGUUACAAAAACAAGAAUAGUUCUAGCAGACAGUAAAAUUCACAUCUUAGGAUCUUUUCAAAAUAUAAAAGUAGCAAGAACAGCAAUAUGUAACUUAAUUUUGGGAAGUCCGCCAUCAAAAGUAUAUGGAAACUUACGAACUGUCGCAGCCAGAUCAUCAGAAAGAUUUUAAUUUAUUAUUAAAUGUGAUUGUUGCCAUUA
Molecule: messenger RNA, 812 nt
Organism: Mytilus californianus (California mussel)
Lineage: Eukaryota; Metazoa; Mollusca; Bivalvia; Mytilida; Mytilidae
Product: RNA-binding protein PNO1-like
Exons: 7
Coding region: 34-783 (249 amino acids)
Cellular component (GO): nucleolus
Molecular function (GO): RNA binding
Source: RefSeq, a predicted model, not a curated record